This is a messenger RNA of Carya illinoinensis, 865 nucleotides long. RefSeq lists its product as uncharacterized. NCBI's taxonomy places the organism in Eukaryota, Viridiplantae, Streptophyta, Magnoliopsida, Fagales, Juglandaceae. The coding region runs from base 140 to 637 and encodes 165 amino acids. The transcript is spliced from 2 exons. The record is from RefSeq and is a predicted model, not a curated record.
ACAAGCUUUCCCAACCCCACGCCAUUCUCAUUUUAUCCAUUAACUCGUUUCUUUCUCUCUCCUAGGGCUAGGGUUUCACUCUCUCUCUCUCUCUCUCUCUCUGAGGCUUUGUUCUUAUUUUCUGUCCCUCGGAGAUUCAAUGGCGCAGCAGGAGGUCCAUAACGGAGAAGUCGCUAAGGGAGCUGUCACCGACGCCUUGGUUUUCACGUCGGUAAAGCCACAGCUGCUUGUGGAGGCUCCCAAGGCGAGCGACGCCAUUCAGUUCUACAAGGCUGCGUUCGGCGCUGAGGAGCUCGGCCGUACCAUGCACCCCAAGCGCAAAGCCGAUCAAGAGCUCCCUCUCAUUCUCUCUGCUCAGCUGAAGCUCGGUGGCUCCACCUUUCUCGUCUCUGACCUCACUCAUGACUCUGCUGCUCCGGCCAAGACCGAGGGGGCUGGAAUCGUGCUCUGCCUGGAGAUCGAGGACGUCAAUGCUGCCAUCGUGAAGGCUGUGAGCGCGGGAGCAGUAGCUGUGGGUGAGAUUGAAGAGGGUGACGGCGUGUGCGGGGGUGGGCGCGUUGGAAAGGUCAAAGACCCGUAUGGCAUCGUCUGGGUCAUCUGCUCCCCAGCCCUGAAGAGCGCCGAUGUGGAUGCCUGAUUCCCGUCCGAUCAAUGGUCUCUCUGCUCACCACCUGUCUCUGUUUUGUUGGCUUCUACUUAAUCCGGUGCGCGUGGGACCCUCAUCAGCAAAAAGUUUCUAGGAUUAGAUUAUAAUAGCGUUUCGGGCCUAGUAGUGAAUAUUUCGGUCAUUUUGAAAAACAGAAACUCACUUGGAAUGACUAUAACCGACAGCUGGCGACUAAUUUGACUUUAUUGCUUCUAUUUA